Letharia columbiana is the source of this 612-nucleotide messenger RNA. RefSeq lists its product as uncharacterized. The coding region runs from base 1 to 612 and encodes 203 amino acids. The record is from RefSeq and is a predicted model, not a curated record. NCBI's taxonomy places the organism in Eukaryota, Fungi, Ascomycota, Lecanoromycetes, Lecanorales, Parmeliaceae. The transcript is spliced from 2 exons.
AUGCAAAGAGAUCCCAGACAAAGCACGCCUCUUGAGGCAGCGAGGGGGACCCACCCAAACACUUUUGUCAGGGACAUUACGCAGCCUGAAGAGUUCAAAGUCUACACUGACUAUGAUGCUUAUGCACAUAGUACUGGUGAAGAUGAAAACAAGGUCAAUCUCGCUGAAGGGGAGGCUGAUUCCAACACCGUUUCCGCAGGUAAUGACCAAAAUCCACCAAGUAUGCACCCUGCUGCAUCAAUUCUUGAAUACGAUCAGGCUAAUACCUAUAAAGACCUAUCAGGCCGUCGUUCACAGACAGCCGAUCCCCCCUUGAUCUCACCAACUCCUUCGACACCCACCUCAGGCCCCAGCACCCACCCACCGGCACAGCUACCUCUCCCGCAAUUCCAACCUGCCAGCACGCAAGUUGGAAACCCAACCCAACCACCAGCAACGCCAGCUCCAAACUACCCGCUCCCAAUACCACGGCAUCCACUUCACGAGACCAUCCCUGGCAUGACGCUGGGAUGGACAACGUGCAACACCGACCAUCGAAGACACGCCGCAAACACGAAAGACAGUGUAGGUACGAUCUGCCACCUCCUCGCCAACGUCACUGCUCGCGUGUGA